AUGGAGACUCUGAAUUGGCUCUUCCUCGCGGUGGUUUCCCUCUUAACCUUCUCCUCCCAAAGGGCGUCCGCCGGCGACUUUAACAUCACCGAGAUACUCGACAAUUACUCCGACUACAGCCAAUUCAACGACCUCCUCUCCAGAACCCGCGUCGCCAACAGAAUCAACGGGCAGGGCACCGUCACCGUCCUCGUCGUCAACAACGGGGCCGCCGGCUCCCUCUCCGGCCAGUCCAACGAGACGAUCAAGGCAGUCUUGAAGUUGCACGUCAUCCUCGACUUCCUCAACAUGCAGAAGAUCAGGAAUCUAAAGCAGCGGUCGGCGACGUACACGAACAUGUACCAGACCACCGGGGAUGCCAACGCGUACCAAGGCAUGACCAACAUGACCAAAAACGUCGGCGACAGUAACGACCAAAUCAUGUUCGGCAACGGGAGGCGGAACGCCAACCUCACCGUCUCGUUGCAGAAGGUGGUGUCGACGGUGAUGGCGCCGGGGGGCUGGGUUUCCGUCAUUGAGGUCAGCGGCUUGAUCGAGCCCGACUGGGUUUUCAACCUCAAGGCUUCCCCGCCGAAGAAGGCUCCGUCCCCUGGCCCUUCCGACGCGCCGGCGCCGUCGAGGAGGCACAGGAAGGAGGCUCCUGAGUCGGCGGAGUCGGCGGAAGAUUACUCACCUCCCGAGCCUGAUGCCGAUGAUGAAUCCUCCGAUUCCCCGGCUCCCGCACCCGCACCUGGAGGCCCCAAAUCUGCUGCGUCUUCUCCUUCCGCGGCCCCAGCUGCUGCCUUCGCCGCCGUGCUCGUUGGAUUGCUGGCCUUUAAACUCGGCUUCUGA
This is a messenger RNA of Linum tenue, 831 nucleotides long. NCBI's taxonomy places the organism in Eukaryota, Viridiplantae, Streptophyta, Magnoliopsida, Malpighiales, Linaceae. The record is from the annotation of a GenBank genome assembly.